This is a messenger RNA of Seriola aureovittata, 3961 nucleotides long. RefSeq lists its product as uncharacterized. Gene Ontology annotation, cellular component: IRE1-TRAF2-ASK1 complex. Gene Ontology annotation, molecular function: RNA endonuclease activity; protein serine/threonine kinase activity; ATP binding. The transcript has 8 exons. The coding region runs from base 416 to 3127 and encodes 903 amino acids. The record is from RefSeq and is a predicted model, not a curated record. NCBI's taxonomy places the organism in Eukaryota, Metazoa, Chordata, Actinopteri, Carangiformes, Carangidae. Gene Ontology annotation, biological process: intrinsic apoptotic signaling pathway in response to endoplasmic reticulum stress; IRE1-mediated unfolded protein response; mRNA processing.
CUCACAGUCACUUCCUUCCUGUAUAGAGAAUAUAGCCAUUUGCUGCACUGGAGGAGCAAGAAAGAAAGAAAGACAAGAAGACAAAGGCAGAGAGACAAAGAGACAAAUACAGGAAAAGCACAGAAUGUUAAGUUUUGAAAGAUACAAUUCAUACUGCAAGCGACACUCCACUUCAACACGGUCUGGUUCUGUCUCCUCUGCUCCUUUCACAUAGUUUCAACCCCAAAGAGUGUAAUGAAGUGAGCGAAGCAACAUUCUGCAAGCUUCAGCCACUACUUGGUAGAAAACAACAAAAGCAGUGGCGAAGCCCAUUCACUGCACAACCAGCCAUUAGCCACUGCCCAGUGACAGGCAAUGACAACAAAGUGACAUCCUAACUGAAGACUUGCCUUCAUGAUUAAUCUGAAGCACAGAAAUGAAUAAAUUCACCACAGAAACGCAUCCAAUAAUACAGUGUAUAAUUGAUGGAAAGCUUGAGGACCUCAAAGAAUUAUUGAAAGACUGUGACAUUAAUGAAACCUUCCCAUGCAGAAAGUGCGAUGAUUUUAUCACCCCUCUGAUUGCUGCUGUUGUAAAUCACAAAUGGGAUAUUUUCACUUACCUUCUAAAUCAAUGUGCAGACCCAAAUACAGCUUCCCGAAAAACCUUUACACCUUUGCAUUAUGUCUCAUUGUUCAAAACACCACCUAUAUUUGCCAGGAAACUGCUUGAAGCAAAAGCUAAUCCAGAUGGAUUUAAAGGACCGCAGCGAUUCACACCACUGCAAACUGCUGUUGUCAAUCACAGGGAGGAUGUUGUGAAAGAGCUCGUAUCUGCUGGUGCAUUGGUUACAUUGUUAACUGUAAAAGACAGUGACCAUAAGAUUUGCAACAGACAAAUAGCUCAGAUGAUUCGUAACCUUGCACUGAAAAGAGAUGAACUGUGCUCCAAAAUAUCAAUUUUUCUGGAUAUACACAUUGCCAUUCAAGAGAAAACAUAUGAAGAAGUGUUAAGAAUUGCUGAAAGUCACAUGUUGCGAGAGCAUCCUCAGAACCAUAUGACCAUGAUUGAAAUGCUCUUCAAUGUAAAUGGGCCAGAUAGAGAAAACUACAGCCGGAGAAGCAUGGAAUGGCUGAAGGACACUGAAAAUGUGAACUCCUUCAUUGAUAGUGUCAUCAGUCGCUUUCCGCACAUCUCUGUGCCAAAUGUAAAGUUAACAAUCGAUAGUUUACAUGCAGUUUUCUGCACAAUGGAUGAGAUACCAAAUGAGCAAGCACUAGCUAUAAUCCCCCAACUACUAGAAUGCCUUGACACAAAAAACAGACCUGACUUGUGGAAAGCUGUUCAGCAAACAAUAUAUGUGAUAACACAGAAAACAAAGGGAACAAAUGAAUGGGAUCCCAGUUUCAUUGAGAAGUUAUGCAACACAGUUGCUCCUUAUGUGAAGAAUCAAUACUCUUCUGACAUUAGAGUCUACACAUAUGGCAUAUUUGCAAACUUGCUUAUAGUUAAAAAUGCUGUUAAAAUCUUUACAACAGUGGGGAUAACUUCAGUGCCCAAGGACAUACUGACAUCUGCAGAAAUGAAAAUGAAUGACAAGCUGAAAGAAGUUCUCAGACGAUUGAAAAAUCACUUCAGCAAACGAAAUGUGGAAUGUGACGAGGGUAGAGUCGCACCUGAAGCCAGGAAAAAGUACAAAAGGGAGGAGUCAGAAAAGCAUGAAGACCCAAAUGAUGAAGUUUGCAGUACUUUAACUGAUCCAGAAGCAGCUCCUGUUGUGGAAUCAACUACAGAUGUAAAGCCAUCUGAAUUUAAUCCCACUACCCCAACAUGGCCACCAGUGAGCAAGAGGUGGAGGGAAAAACUAGAGAAGCUUAUGAACACUGAUGAAAGUAGAGUCACCAAAAUUAAAAGCAUCAUUUAUGUAAAUGAUGCAGAAUUCCGCAUAGCAAAGGGAAGUGAUGGUACGGAAGUCUUCUUGGGGCUGAGAGAUGACGACACUGAAGUUGCAAUCAAGAGAAUGUCUAAAAGCAACUAUCAAGUGCUGAAGAAUGAGAAAGGACUUCUACGACUUCCGGAGCUGGAUCACCAUUUUAUUGUACGAUACAUUGACUUUGCAGAGGACGAGAACUUUGGAUAUCUUUGUCUUCAGCUCUGUGAAUACACCUUGGAAGAAUAUAUCAGAAAAAUUGAUGACAGUCUGUUGAUAAAGAAACUUGUCAGGGAGGUUCUCGAAAGUUUAAGUGUGCUUCAUUGUCAGAAUCCUCCAAUUCUUCACCGGGAUCUCAAACCACAAAAUGUUUUGAUUGAUGUGACCGGAAGAGCAAGAUUAGCUGAUUUUGGCAUAAGUAGACGAUUACUCCAAGGCCAAACGACUUUGCGCACAGCCAGUGCAGGAACAAAAUGCUGGAUGGCCAGGGAGACUUUAGCAGUUGAAGCCGACAUACCGUACAAGUCAAGCACUGAUAUACAGGUGGCAGGGAUGCUGAUUUAUUAUAUCCUGUCUGGAGGACACCAUCCGUUCGGAGAUAAACCCUAUGAGUAUGAGUACAACAUUCAUGAAGGGAAGUACAAUUUGGAACGCGUUCAAGACAUGGUGGCAAAGGAUCUCAUCGAGUGGAUGAUCCAUGAAGAACCAAAGAAAAGACCUGAAGUGGAACAAUGCUUGAUUCAUCCCUUCUUCUGGACCAAGGAAAGGAGAGUAGAUUACUUGCGAAGGAUUGGCAACAGGGAGGAGGUGGCAAACUAUCGAAAUGCCGACCAGGAACUGAUUUGUUCACUGGAAGAAUGGGCUGGGGAUGGAUCUUUCAAACUGUGGAAAAAUAAGUUUCCACCAGAGUUGGUCCGGAAGAUGGAUGGCAAGAAGAAAGCCUACAAUGAAAACACUUUGGGAUUACUGCGCUUCAUACGAAACCUCCAUGAGCAUUAUGCUAAGGAUGCAGCCCAAGUUGAUGUGAUGACGAUAUUUCCUGAUCUCUUUGGAUGUGUUUACAAGUUUGCCAAAAACCGAGGGUGGAAUUCAGACACUCCGCUGAUGGAAAUGUUUCUAAGAGGAGACAUCACCACCAGCUUUGUAAUGCUGUCCUCAAGCCUUAAGGAGCACCUCGGUGUCCCAGUUCAAGAGUCUCAACCCAGUGACUGGAAGUGAAGUUUGAUUUUAAAAGGAUUAAGGACUUGACUUUAGGGUGUUAUGAGCAGGUCAUUUCGUGAUUGUUGAAAUCCUAUGCCAUUUGAAGUGUAAGAAACAAAGGAUAAACAUUUUCAGUAUGUUCAUUGGAAUAGAGCACAUUUGGGAUGGGAUAUGUGUCUCCAAUAAGGUCCUGGAUAUUGAAAAUAACAGAAAUUACUACUACUUUUCAAAAAGGCAGCUGAGAGACUUAGUAGGCUCUUGUCUGUGACACGUCCACAAAAUCAUACUGAAAUCCAAAUGACGUUUUACUGAAGUUUAUUGAAUCAAAAAAUCAAAAAGGACUGACAAGCAUUUGUUCCACAAGAAUAUAAAACCUGAUGUGAUCCGACUGUGAGAAUAAAGUGAUGAAAGACGAUGGUGAUAAUGAUGACGAUGGUGAAGGUCAACAGAAAACAUAUCGGAGCUCUACCAACUCCCUUUGUCCAAAUCUGCCGCCGCCACCCAAGUGAACAGGUAAAAUAAGGGGUAACCACACCCAUGUGUCAAUCAACGGAAGUGAUGCAAUACGUGCAGCCCAAGCAAAUAUAAACAUAAGCAAAAAUUAUUUUGGCUCCUACAGAAAUAUUUUGAUAAAACCUCUGGUAUAAAGAGGAAUAAGUGAUAUCCUCUCAGGUUCCAGUGGGAAUCGCUAAAUGUGUUUGUACAUAAAAGGUUGGAAUUUUACAGUUUGCAUGUCAGAAGGCUAUAUGGAAACUGUACUGAUUUACACAUUGAAACAAGGAUAAUAGUUUUUAUCAUGUAAUUUCUAGUUCAUAAUUUGCUACACUAUCAUUUUCAAUAAAGUCAAUCUAA